UACAGUGUGUGGUGUGUUUUUCCUCCUAAUGGUGCUGUCAACCGUGUUUGAUAUGAUGUACUCUCAGGAUCAGAAUCAGUCUCGUGUGACCAAGAAUGGAGUUACUUCAGAGAGUAAAUAUCGUGUUAAUGGAGAUGUGAAGAAACCAACAAAAUCCGGACAACCAGGCUUGCUGCCGAGACUUGCCAUGACGUUUUCUGUGUACACUAAUGGCCGGAAGUUGAUGAGCACAGAACAGGCAGGUGGCGCUCUUGGUGCCAUCAACGGAAUUCGAUUCCUCAGCAUUUCCUGGGUGGUCCUAGGACAUGCAUUCUCGUUCGGCAUGGAUGAAAUGCAAAACAAGACGUUCACUGUAGAUUUCAUGGGUAACUGGACAUCGAUGGUUGUUGUAAAUGGUCUGCUAUCUGUGGAUUCUUUUUUCACACUAAGUGGCCUGUUAGUGUCUUACCUGUUUAUGAGGGAGAUGAAAAGGGAGAAGGGACGAAUAAACUGGUUCAUGUUCUACUUUCACCGCUUCUGGAGGCUAACACCUCCCUACAUGCUGUUGUUGUUUCUCGACAUGUCGCUGUAUCGUUACCUUGGGGAUGGACCGUUCUUUCCUAAAGGUGGAAUUGAUGGAAAAUUUUGUCGGGAGUCUUGGUGGACAAAUAUCCUGUACAUCAACAAUCUCGUCAAUGCCGAGCGGAUGUGUUUUGGCUGGUCGUGGUAUCUGGCCAAUGACAUGCAGUUCUAUGUUGUGAGCCCUAUCCUCCUGGUACCGCUAUAUUUCUCUAAGAAGAUUGGCGUUUUUAUCAACAUUCUGGCUUUGCUGGGGAUCAGUAUUGCUACGGGAGUAGUUUCCAACCAUUAUGGCCUGUCACCUAAUCUGAUGUCAACUGAUCCUGCUGUCAUGAUGGAAUCAUAUGAUCAUUAUUCUUAUGAUUACUACGUAGUACCUUGGUGCCGGAUGGGACCUUACAUCGUAGGUGUAGUGACCGGGUACAUCAUCUACAAAACCGAUGGCAAAUUCAAAAUACGAAAGCUGAUGAACCUGCUCAUAUGGUUGGUCAUGGCAGUGGCCGCCUGUAUUGUGGUGUACGGAAUAUACAGUCCAGUGAACGGUGACCAGUGGAGCAGUGGUGUUUCCGCUCUGUAUAACGCUGUCCAUCGCUCUGUUUGGGGAGUUUGUGUCUGCUGGGUAAUCUUCGCCUGUGUUACCGGCAAUGGAGGUAUUGUAAACGACUUUCUCUCCUGGAAGCUGUUCGUCCCCCUCAGUAGACUCAGCUAUUGCAUCUACCUGACUCACCCCCUCGUCCUUUUCUACUACGUACAAACAUUGCGACAACCAUUUUAUGCCACGACUCUUGGACUUGUGAACGUGUUCCUUGCCUCUUUGGUUCUGUCCAUCCUGGUAUCAAUCGUCGCCACACUAGCCUUCGAGACCCCAAUGAUGUCCCUUGAGAAAAUCCUUUUCCGACGUGGUAAAAAGUGA
This is a messenger RNA of Ylistrum balloti, 1471 nucleotides long. Its product is annotated as nose resistant to fluoxetine protein 6-like. The annotation marks the transcript as partial. NCBI's taxonomy places the organism in Eukaryota, Metazoa, Mollusca, Bivalvia, Pectinida, Pectinidae. The record is from RefSeq and is a predicted model, not a curated record. Gene Ontology annotation, molecular function: acyltransferase activity, transferring groups other than amino-acyl groups. The transcript has 11 exons.